Molecule: messenger RNA, 1092 nt
Organism: Aspergillus fijiensis CBS 313.89
Lineage: Eukaryota; Fungi; Ascomycota; Eurotiomycetes; Eurotiales; Aspergillaceae
Product: putative mitochondrial export translocase Oxa2
Exons: 1
Coding region: 1-1092 (363 amino acids)
Biological process (GO): mitochondrial respiratory chain complex IV assembly; protein insertion into mitochondrial inner membrane from matrix
Cellular component (GO): mitochondrial inner membrane
Molecular function (GO): membrane insertase activity
Source: RefSeq, a predicted model, not a curated record
AUGUACCACCACCCCGUGCGCCUCGCCCGCCCAACCCUCCUCCGCCGCGUAACAACAACAGCAACAACAAGAGCACCACCACCCCGACACCAAACACGCCACUUCCACCCCACACGACCAGCUCCCUUCCUGGCCGAAAUCAUGGACUCCUCCUGGCUGAUUCACGGCGUCCACAACCUCUCCGGCCUACCGUGGGCCUACACCAUCCCGCUGACGGCGCUCAUCGUGCGAACCUUCAUCGCCCUCCCAAUCCAAAUCUACACGAAGCUCCAAGGGCGCCGCGAGCGAGCCGCGCAACCCCUCCUCGCCUGCUGGCAGAACUACUACCGCUCGAGCAUCAGCGCGAAGCGGGAGCAGCAGCAGCAGCAGCAACAGCAACAACUUCAAAGUAUGCAAGAAUCAAGCGGGCGCCGCCAACCCUCGGUGCGGACGGAGACGGCGGUCGCGGUCGCGCGCCAACGCAAGGCGAUGUUCCGCCGGCUGGGGAUCAGCCGGUACUGGAAGGGGAUGUUCCUGCUGCCGAUACCGGCGUGGCUGUCGGUGAUGGAGACGAUCCGGGCGAUGGCGGGGUGCGAGAGCGGGCUCCUGGCCUGGCUGCUGCGGCUGGUCGGGUCGGACACGGCGAAUCGCGUCCCCGUCGAGCCCACGCUCGCGGCCGAGGGCGCGCUCUGGUUCCCCGACCUCCUGGCCGGGGACACCACGGGGGUGCUGCCCGCCGUGCUCACCGCGUCCAUCCUCCUCAACAUCCACAUCGGGUGGAAGGUGCCCCGGCUGGCGGAGCUGGCGGACCUGCCGCGCGCGCAGCUGCCCAAACACCUGUCCCUCCGCGCGCUCCGCACCUUCGUCCAGAUCAUGGCGCUGAACGUCGGGCUGUCGACGUAUCUCUACGAGACGCCCGCGGCGCUGCUGCUGUAUUGGGCCACGAGCAGCAACAUCGCGACGCUGCAGAAUCGGGCGCUGGAUCGCAUGAUGGGGCUGGAUGAUGCAGCGAAGAAGGAGCCGUCGAUGGGGAGCAAGGGGAUGCUUAUGCUGUACAGGACCCCGGUGAGGCAGGUGGAGGGAGCCCAGAAGCAGGCUGGUGUUGUGGGGUGA